GUCAGAGCCUCCAUUGGUCAAAUCUCAACCAAAGCCGGGCCCCGGCCAAUAAUUUGUGAAUUUAUUUAAAAUUGUUGAUAUCUUGAUGAUAUUUUGAAUAAUUUUUCUUUUCACGGUGGAGAAUUAACUUUUUUGAGUAGUGGCACAUAUUUUAUGUAUAAAAUGUCCGACGACGAUUUUAUGUGCGACGACGAAGAAGAUUAUGGAUUGGAAUAUUCAGAAGACAGCAAUUCAGAACCCGACGUUGAUUUGGAAAAUCAGUACUAUAACAGUAAAGCGCUCAAAGAAGAAGAACCACUUGCUGCCUUAGCGUCGUUCCAAAAGGUACUAGAUCUUGAGCGAGGCGAAAAGGGAGAAUGGGGCUUUAAAGCCCUCAAACAGAUGAUAAAGAUAAAUUUCCGUUUGUCUAAUUUUGAUGAGAUGAUGAUACGCUAUAAGCAACUUUUAACAUACAUCAAGAGUGCUGUUACCAGAAAUCACAGUGAGAAAUCUAUUAAUUCCAUAUUGGAUUACAUUUCAACUUCAAGGAACAUGGAGUUGCUUCAGAAUUUUUACGAAACAACUCUAGAAGCAUUAAAAGAUGCAAAAAAUGACAGGCUGUGGUUCAAAACAAACACUAAAUUGGGCAAACUCUACUAUGACAGAGGUGAUUUUAAUAAGUUGGCUAAAAUACUUAAGCAAUUACACCAAUCGUGUCAAACUGAUGAUGGAGAAGAUGAUUUGAAAAAAGGCACCCAGUUAUUGGAAAUUUAUGCAUUGGAAAUUCAAAUGUACACCGCUCAAAAAAAUAACAAGAAGUUGAAAACAUUGUACGAACAGUCUUUGCAUAUAAAAUCAGCCAUUCCUCACCCUCUAAUCAUGGGUGUAAUCAGGGAAUGCGGUGGUAAAAUGCACCUGAGGGAAGGAGAAUUUGAAAAGGCACAUACCGAUUUUUUUGAAGCUUUCAAAAAUUAUGAUGAAUCUGGAAGUCCAAGGAGAACCACUUGCCUCAAGUAUUUGGUUUUGGCUAAUAUGUUAAUGAAAUCAGGCAUAAAUCCAUUUGAUUCUCAAGAAGCUAAACCAUACAAAAAUGAUCCUGAAAUUCUAGCUAUGACCAAUUUAGUCACAUCAUACCAAAAUAAUGAUAUUAAUGAGUUUGAACAUAUUUUAAAGCAAAAUAGACAAAAUAUCAUGGAUGAUCCUUUUAUAAGAGAACAUAUUGAAGAUCUAUUAAGGAAUAUUAGAACCCAAGUACUAAUAAAACUAAUUAAGCCUUACACAAGAAUUCAAAUUCCUUUUAUAUCCAACGAGUUAAAUAUUGAUGUUCAAGAAGUCGAAAGUUUACUUGUCGCUUGUAUUUUGGAUAACACUGUACAAGGCCGCAUUGAUCAAGUCAAUCAGGUUCUUUUCUUAGAUAGGACAACUAUAAAUACGGCAAGAUAUAACGCCUUAGACAAAUGGGCCAACCAGUUGAGUACUUUACAUACUGCUAUUGCUAAUAAAAUGGCCUGAUAUGGAGGAUUUGAAGAAGAGUUGGACGUGAUACCGCUUAACGCACCUCUGUAGAAUCGUUUUACUUUUCAACACUAUUGUAGAAACUUCAUGAAGUUUUUUUUUUUUUUUUGUGUGUUAGUGUAUCAUUAAUUUAUCAUGUUUAUUGUACUGAAAUAUGAUAUGUGUAUACAUUAGUUUCAUAAGUAAAAAUUGUUUUCUCAGAUUUUUCACUUCUCUGUCCCUCAUAAGCGGCCAAAAGUUUAACUUUUUGAGCAAGACCGAGAUCCACUCGUGGUUUGUUUUGUUCGAUAAAAAGACCCUACUCAAUAAAUCCUGAAAG
Ceutorhynchus assimilis (cabbage seed weevil) is the source of this 1813-nucleotide messenger RNA. NCBI's taxonomy places the organism in Eukaryota, Metazoa, Arthropoda, Insecta, Coleoptera, Curculionidae. The record is from the annotation of a GenBank genome assembly.